Lasiodiplodia theobromae is the source of this 486-nucleotide messenger RNA. Its product is annotated as Glutathione-dependent formaldehyde-activating enzyme. Gene Ontology annotation, molecular function: carbon-sulfur lyase activity. The transcript has 2 exons. Bases 1 to 486 code for a protein of 161 amino acids. The record is from RefSeq and is a predicted model, not a curated record. NCBI's taxonomy places the organism in Eukaryota, Fungi, Ascomycota, Dothideomycetes, Botryosphaeriales, Botryosphaeriaceae.
AUGCCCGAACUCACCGGCGACCCGAACCGCCACCCGAUCUCCGAAUUCUCUGAAGGGAUCACAGGCCACUGCCUCUGCGGCAGCAUCCACGUCACCAUCCGCGACAAGGAGCUCUUCACCCGGCGCCGCGGCCACCUGUGCCACUGCGCCAACUGCCGCAAAGUCGCCGGCAGCUACGUCGCCGCCAACCUGCUGAUCGAGGACGACAAGGUGACGAUCGAAGACCGCGACGGCACGCUGAAGGAGUUCGUCGACACGCAGACGGGAAGCGGCGAGCCGCUUGGUCGGUGGUUCUGUAGUAGAUGUGGCAACCCGAUAAGGUCCGUUGUUCCGUCUCGCAAGGGGAAGGUGAUAUUGAAGUUGGGCAUAUUCCCGCGGAUUCCGGCGCCUGAAUGUGAGAGUUUUGCCCUGCAUCGACAUGACUGGCAGGGUGUUCACGAAGGUGUGGAUCAGUACAAAAUCAAGCUCUUCGAUGAGAAGCUGUAG